CACGCGAGUGGAGCGUGAAGGCCCCUGUGCAGCUGGCACAGCUUCGCCGCCGCCGCCGACGGCCCCACGGUGUGCUGCAACCCCUACCACUUCAGCCGGCUCUGAGGGCCAGUGACAUGCUGUCUCCUGUCUUCCAGAAUCACCACCACCCCCCUACUCUCGGCUGUCUCCUCGUGACGAGUACAAGCCACUGGAUCUAUCUGAUUCCACAUUGUCUUACACUGAAACGGAGGCCACCAACUCCCUCAUCACUGCUCCGGGUGAAUUCUCAGAUGGGAAGACUGCCCAUCUCUUCAUCACUGGUGUUCUUGGGGUUAAGAAUGAGACCCAAAGAUGGUAACCUAAAAUGCCUGUCGAUCCACGUUUUAACCAGUUGUCUCUACCUUGUCUUGUGGAAAACUGAGAGUGCACAACACUGGCCUGGGCUUGCACAGCAGCUGAUGGGAGUACAGGACCCCUGGCUUGGACGGGGAAAGACAGCACAGCAUGACGCCAGCAUGUCUCCAGAUGCCACCAAGCCGAGCCACUGGUGCAGCGUGGCAUACUGGGAGCACCGAACGCGUGUGGGCCGCCUCUACGCGGUGUACGACCAGGCCGUCAGCAUCUUCUACGACCUACCUCAGGGCAGCGGCUUCUGCCUGGGCCAGCUCAACCUGGAUCAGCGCAGCGAGUCGGUGCGGCGGACGCGCAGCAAGAUCGGCUUCGGCAUCCUGCUCAGCAAGGAGCCUGACGGCGUGUGGGCCUACAACCGCGGCGAGCACCCCAUCUUCGUCAACUCCCCGACGCUGGAUGCGCCCGGCGGCCGCGCCCUCGUCGUGCGCAAGGUGCCACCGGGCUAUUCCAUCAAGGUGUUCGACUUCGAGCGCUCGGGCCUGCUCCAGCACGGGCCCGAGCCCGACGCCGCCGACGGCCCCUACGACCCCAACAGCGUCCGCAUCAGCUUCGCCAAGGGCUGGGGGCCCUGCUACUCCCGGCAGUUCAUCACCUCCUGUCCCUGCUGGCUGGAGAUCCUGCUCAACAACCACAGAUAGCGGCAGCCGCGAGGCCCGGCCGACCUGCCCACCGCCAGGAGGGCCAGUGCCAGAGACACAGCCCCCACGGACGAAACCCCCCAAAUAUCAUCUACCUAGAUUUAAUAUAAAGUUUUAUAUAUUAUAUGGAAAUAUAUAUUAUACUUGUAAUUAUGGAGUCAUUUUUACAAUGUAAUUAUUUAUGUAUGGUGCAAUGUGUGUAUAUGGACAAAACAAGAAAGACGCACUUUGGCUUAUAAUUCUUUCAAUACAGAUAUAUUUUCUUUCUUUUCCUCCUCCCUCUCCUUUUUUUUUUUUUUAAGAAAAUGAUACAGCAGAGCUAGGUGGAAAAGCCUGGGUUUGGUGUAUGGUUUUUGAAAUAUUAAUGCCCAGACAAAAUGCUAAACCAGUCACUCAUUGAUAAUAAAGUAUUCGCAUUCUA
Messenger RNA from Myotis lucifugus (little brown bat), 1452 nucleotides. It is a transcript of the gene SMAD6, whose product is annotated as SMAD family member 6. The record is from RefSeq and is a predicted model, not a curated record. NCBI's taxonomy places the organism in Eukaryota, Metazoa, Chordata, Mammalia, Chiroptera, Vespertilionidae. Gene Ontology annotation, biological process: anatomical structure morphogenesis; regulation of transcription by RNA polymerase II; BMP signaling pathway. Gene Ontology annotation, molecular function: transcription regulator inhibitor activity; I-SMAD binding. The transcript is spliced from 6 exons. Gene Ontology annotation, cellular component: heteromeric SMAD protein complex. The coding region runs from base 117 to 1031 and encodes 304 amino acids.